Molecule: messenger RNA, 1206 nt
Organism: Aspergillus costaricaensis CBS 115574
Lineage: Eukaryota; Fungi; Ascomycota; Eurotiomycetes; Eurotiales; Aspergillaceae
Exons: 3
Coding region: 1-1206 (401 amino acids)
Source: RefSeq, a predicted model, not a curated record
AUGGUCACCACUCGGAAAAAGCAAAUGCCGCCCAAGCGUCCUCCCCCUGCCGUACAAGAGAAGGGAAAGGGGCCAGCUGUGUACCCCAAUGGAGAGUAUCUCUGUCAACAAGAGGAGUAUCAUGACAUAAUGGAACAUCAUUUUAUGAUGGGCAUGCUCACACGACCUCAUAUACGAUCCGCUCCGGAAAUAGUCCGUAACGGCUUUAGUCUGCUGGCUCUACGCGUCCAGGGCUGGGCCAUGGCAUGGGGUGAGAGCAAGCCGAUGUACCGUCUCUCCGAUGAUGACAAACGGAUGAUCAUUGCAAGUCUGGAUGGUUUUUGUGUCCAAGAUGACUGGGACAGGAUAUAUUCCUCUCUUCCCCCUGGCGGUCGUGCUGAAUUUGGGAUUGUUUUGUUGGAAACCAUGAUGAAUAAGUUCAUCUAUGAUAAAUUGCCGCCUCUACAUUCUGGAGAUGACAACUUCUGCAAACGACUCGACUAUGUCUAUGAGAGGUUCAAAGCAACAUUGCCCAUAGACGCAGCCUGGUGGAAGUCGACCCUCGUGAGCGUAUGUAUGAUGAGAGCGUCAGAAUGGGUGUCCAAUCCUCCUCCCACACCACUCCUUCAUGCGACACUGGAACGCCGGAAGGCCCUUCUAAAGGCGUAUGGGGACGAACUGCUAGCGAGCCAGCCAUUCCAGCUCUUAUUCCGAGGCUCACUGAGCGAGGAAGAUCAGGCCAUACGUGAAGAAAGAACUCGCGAAGUCCUAGAGGAAGCUGCCCAUCAGUUCACCAGUCUCCAAGGCGAUAUGUUUGGCAAUCUUGUAGUUGAACUACUGCCUGAGCUUCCGACCUUUGAUCGCCAUUCCAAAAACAUGGAUCAUCAUAUCCUUCACGUCGGCUUCAUGCCUCACCAUGGUGCUCGGGUUCUAAUCGUGACACGCCCACACUACAGCUAUCAUGACAUUGUAGCGACCAAUGGUUGGCAAUCUCGGCCUCCUCUCCAGAUCGUUACCGCGAGGGUUCUGACGGCGCCCAAGGGGCCCAAAGCUCGGGCUCGGUGGGCUGCUGCUGGCGAUAAGCCCAUUUAUGUCGCGCAGGGUCACACCAAUACCGCAGAGAAGGAGGGAGUGAACCAAGAGGAAGCUGUUGAUGAGGGUAGUGAUGGUGAAUACAACCCACGGAAGUUGCGGAGGACAUAUUUGCGAGGGGCUGAAGAUGAAUGA